Messenger RNA from Hemisphaericaspora subhashii, 396 nucleotides. RefSeq lists its product as uncharacterized. Gene Ontology annotation, biological process: protein folding in endoplasmic reticulum. Gene Ontology annotation, cellular component: EMC complex. The record is from RefSeq and is a predicted model, not a curated record. The transcript has a single exon. The coding region runs from base 1 to 396 and encodes 131 amino acids. Lineage: Eukaryota; Fungi; Ascomycota; Pichiomycetes; Serinales; Debaryomycetaceae.
AUGCUGUCGUCGUCAUCAUAUCAAUUAUUGUAUUAUACAAUUGGAUUACUCCUUUUAUUCCAUUCAGGUUAUUCAUCAUUUGAAUUCCAUAAACUUACAACCAUAUCUCAUCAUUCAACUUCAUUACCAUAUGAUAUAAUCAUUGAAUCUAUAGUUGGGAUUAUCAUAAUUAUAAUUGGAAGUAUAAUAUCAAUAGAAAACCAACCAUUCUUAACUAUAGAUAAUGAAGUAGUUUCAAGUGAUGCUAAAUAUUUGAAAUUUAUAGAAAUGAAACAAAGUGUUCAAUUGAGUGAAAAGGUUGGGAUUAAUGAUUAUGAAGAAUUGAAUAGUAGAUUACCAUUUGUAAAUAUCAUUAAAAAGAGACAAGAAUAUCAUGAUUGGAUUAAAUGUCAGUGA